AUGGAACCAAAAGCAUCAGGCAAGCGAUACAAGACAAAUGCUCAGGAGAAUGCAACCCCACCAAUUGAUUAUUUUGAUUCAGACAUUUCUGACAAUGAUAUUUUCAUCAAUGAAGAUGCCAAACAAAGAUUUAUAAAGAACUUCUCAUCUAAGAGUGCACACUCUGAGAGGGGAUUCAUUUUCAGCCAAGAAGAAAAGGAUUUGGGCCUGCCUGAUGAGAUCGAUCGCAUCAUAGUCAGUGUAGAUGAGUAUGAUUUGGAAGUUCUGAGGGAUUCUUUGUGUUUGGAAGGAAUGACUUGGUCAAUAGUGCAAAAAUCAGCAAAAAAAAAUGGUGAUGAGGAUGCAAUUAAGCCUUAUAAACCACCUAUUCCGUAUCCUCAAAGACUCGCAAAUUCUAAAACCGCAGGGCAAUUUAGGAAAUUUGUUGAACUUCUGAAGCAACUGAAUAUUACAAUUCCCUUUACAGAAGUCAUCACGCAAAUGCCCUCAUAUGAUAACGAAACAGUUACACUUACUGCUGAGUGUAGCGCAAUAAUCCAAAAUAACAUGCCUCCCAAACUAAAGGACCCAAGUAGUUUCUCCAUACCCUGUGUCAUUGGAAAGUUCGUCAUAGACAAAGCUCUAUGCGACCUAGGAGCCAACAUUAGUGUAAUGCCCUUAACCAUCUGUAAAAGGCUCAACAUGGGAGAACUAAGACCAACCAAGAUGUCUGUCCAACUAGCUGACCGCUCAAUCAAAUAUCCUGUUGGUAUACUAGAGAAUGUCCCAGUACGUGUAGGACAAUUCUACAUUCCUACAGACUUCAUAAUCAUGGACAUCAAAGAAGAUGCCAGUACACCUAUUAUAUUAGGAAGGUCAUUCUUAGCUACCGCCAGAAUCAUAAUAGACGUGAAAAGAGGUAAGCUAACAUUCGAAGUUGGAGAAGAAAAGGUUGAAUUCAUCUUGACACAAUUCUUACAAGCGCCAGCUAUAGAUGAUACC
Lathyrus oleraceus (garden pea) is the source of this 981-nucleotide messenger RNA. RefSeq lists its product as uncharacterized. The transcript has 4 exons. Gene Ontology annotation, molecular function: aspartic-type endopeptidase activity. The annotation marks the transcript as partial. Lineage: Eukaryota; Viridiplantae; Streptophyta; Magnoliopsida; Fabales; Fabaceae. Gene Ontology annotation, biological process: proteolysis. The record is from RefSeq and is a predicted model, not a curated record.